AUGGCCCCCGCUGCUUUGGAACAGGAGAACCACGCGCGCGAUGCCGAGUUCAAUCGCGCAAUGCACGGAAAGUCUGCCCAGUCUCGGGGUGGCUUUGCUGCUCUUCGGGGCAAGGACUCUGCUGCCCAGAAGGCCGCUGUAGACGAGUACUUCAAGCAUUGGGACAACAAGUCCGCUGAAGACGAGACAGAGGAGAUUCGCGCGGCCCGCCGUGCCGAGUAUGCCACAUUGACCCGACACUACUACAACCUGGCCACGGAUCUUUACGAGUAUGGAUGGGGUACUUCGUUCCAUUUCUGCCGCUUCGCCCAGGGCGAACCCUUCUACCAAGCCAUUGCCCGCCAUGAACACUACCUGGCUCACCGGAUGGGCAUCAAGGAGGGUAUGAAGGUCCUGGAUGUCGGCUGUGGUGUCGGCGGUCCUGCCCGCGAGAUUGUCAAAUUCACCGAUGCCAACGUGGUUGGACUGAACAACAACGACUACCAGAUUGAGCGUGCGACUCGGUACGCCGAGCGCGAGGGAUUGAGCCAUAAGCUCAGCUUCGUCAAGGGCGACUUUAUGCAGAUGAAGUUCCCUGAUAACUCGUUCGAUGCCGUUUACGCUAUCGAGGCCACCGUCCACGCUCCCGAACUUGAGGGUGUCUACAAGGAAAUCUUCCGUGUGUUGAAGCCCGGUGGAAUCUUCGGUGUCUACGAGUGGCUCAUGACCGACGAGUACGACAACGACAACCCGGAGCAUCGCAAGAUCCGUCUGGGUAUCGAGCUGGGUGAUGGUAUUUCCAACAUGGUCAAGAUUUCGGAGGGUCUCACUGCUUUCAAGAACGCCGGUUUCGAGCUGUUGCACAACGAGGAUCUCGCCGAUCGCCCCGACCGCAUUCCUUGGUACUACCCUCUGGCAGGAUCGUUCAAGCACAUGACCUCGCCCUGGGAUCUGUUCACCAUUGCCCGUAUGACAUGGUGGGGUCGUGGCAUCGCCCAUCGCUUCUGCGGAGCUAUGGAGACCGUUGGUCUCUUCCCUAAGGGCACCCAGAAGACAGCCGACAGUCUCGCCAUCGCCGGUGACUGCCUGGUCGCUGGCGGUGAGAAGAAGCUCUUCACUCCCAUGUAUUUGAUGGUCGGACGCAAGCCCGAGUAA
Messenger RNA from Aspergillus thermomutatus, 1134 nucleotides. It is a transcript of the gene erg6, whose product is annotated as sterol 24-C-methyltransferase. Gene Ontology annotation, biological process: ergosterol biosynthetic process. The transcript is spliced from 3 exons. Bases 1 to 1134 code for a protein of 377 amino acids. Gene Ontology annotation, cellular component: endoplasmic reticulum. The record is from RefSeq and is a predicted model, not a curated record. NCBI's taxonomy places the organism in Eukaryota, Fungi, Ascomycota, Eurotiomycetes, Eurotiales, Aspergillaceae. Gene Ontology annotation, molecular function: sterol 24-C-methyltransferase activity.